Messenger RNA from Nerophis lumbriciformis (worm pipefish), 2160 nucleotides. NCBI's taxonomy places the organism in Eukaryota, Metazoa, Chordata, Actinopteri, Syngnathiformes, Syngnathidae. The record is from RefSeq and is a predicted model, not a curated record.
CAAAGCGAAACAACCAAGAUGGCGGACUGAACGGCUGCCGUUUUCCGGAGGAGUAUCACGUUUACGAUCUUAUUGCCUGAGAGAUUCAAAUAUAGCAUCAAAUAUCAGAAAUGUUCGUCUUUUCCAAAUACCAUGAAAAGGAAGUUGAGUUUGGAGUGGUGGAGUGUUAUCUAGAUUGAAGACGUGAUAGAAGAUGGACGACUACUGCUAUGCUAAGAUGGCGACGUCCGCUAAAAGAGAACAUGAAAGAGAAUCAACUUCCAGCAAAUCACCAACGGAGAUAAAGACGAAAGAUGAAGACGUCCAGCAGCUGAUUGGUCAUCCAGAAGAACUUCCCUCUCAGUCAGGCAGGAGCUCCACUUUGAAGCAGGAGACUCCACAACCACCCUGCAUUAAAAAGGAAGAGGAGGAACUCUGGAUCACUCAGGAGGGAGAGUGUCUUCUAGGACCGCAGAAGGCUGAUCUCACCAAGUUGCCUCUGAUUGUUGUCUCUGUGGAGAUUGAAGAAGAUGAAGAGAAACCACAACCAGACAACCUCUUAGCUCCACUAUCAGAUAGUGAGGCUGAAGACGAGGUUGAAGUAACUUUGAGCAGCGAUAAAGACUGUGAAGGUGAUAUGAGGACUCACACUGACAACAAACACUCUGAAUGCUCUGUAAAGGAGACAGUUAAAAUAUGUUUGAGCUGCUCAGUUUGUGCUAAAAGCUUUACUAAAAAGAACAAUUUGACUCAACACAUGAGAACACAUACAGGAGAGAAACCAUUUAAAUGUUUAGUUUGUGGUAAAAGCUUUGUUUCCGGGUCAGGUUUGACCAAACACAUUAUGAAACACUCUGGACAAAAACAAUUUAGUUGUUCAGUUUGUGAUAAAAGCUUUUAUCUGAAGAGCAUUUUGACUAAACAUGCGAUAAUACACACAGGAGAAAAGCCAUUUAAUUGUUCAAUUUGUGACAAAAGCUUUUCCCAAAAGAGCAAUUUGACUGAUCAUAUGAGAACACACUCAAGGGACAAACCAUAUAGUUGCUCAGUAUGCGGUAAAAACUUCCGUUCCAGAUCAGGCUUGACUAAACACACAUUGAAACACACUGGACAUAAACAAUUUAGUUGCUCAGUAUGUGGUAAAAGCUUUUAUCAAAAUAGUAUUUUGACUGAUCACAUGAGAAUACAUUCAGGAGAGAAACCAUUUAGUUGUUCAGUUUGUGGGAAAAGUUUUUCUUUAAAGAGCAACUUGACUCAACACAUGGGAACACACACUGGAGAAAAACCCUUUAGUUGUUCCAUCUGCGGCAAAAGCUUUACCCAAAAAACACAAUUGACCGACCACACGAUAACACAUACAAGAGAGAAGCCAUUUAAUUGUUCACUUUGUGGUAAAGGCAUUUCUCGAAAGAGCCUAAUGACGCGACAUAUGAGAACACACACAGGAGAAAAAGCAUUCAUUUGUUCAGUGUGUGGGAAAAGCUUUUCUCAAAAGAACAAUUUGACUGAUCACAUUAGGACACACACAGGAGAAAAACCAUUUAAUUGCACAGUUUGUGGUAAAAGCUUUUCAAAAAAGAGCGGUCUGACUGAACACGUGAAAAGACACACUGGUGUUAAAAACUUCAAUUGUUCAGUUUGUGACAAAAGUUUUGUUUCCAGAGCAGUUUUGAGUCAACACGUAAUGACCCACACUGGACAUAGACCAUUUAGUUGCUCAAUUUGUGGCAAAACAUUUUCCCUAAAGAGCAAUCAGACUCAACACAUGAGAACACACACAGGAGAAAAAACAUUUUCCUGUUCAGUUUGUGGCAAAAGCUAUUUUUCAAGACAGGGCUUAAAUCAACACGUAAUGAAACACACUGGAGAAAAACCAUUCAGUUGUUCAGUUUGCGGUAAAAAAUUUCACUAUAAUGUAGAGGCAGUAAAACACAUAAGAACACACAAGGGAAAUUAGUCACUCAGCUGUUUAGUUUGCGGUAUAUUGUUAAUGUGUGGCGACAAAGAAACCAAGGACCUCUUCAAAAUAAGUUCACUGCUUUUUUUCACACAUCUCAGAAGUUGUCAUACAAAUUGUGAUGAUCUGGAACGUAACCAUGUGUCCUCAAGACCCUAUGUCUUCUGUGUAUGUGAAAUGUUCCCGAAUAAUAAACUAGAUUAUGAUUGUAUUGCUUGGUUACU